GCAGACCCGCCCAGUCUUUCACUGCUGCUGCGUGCAGUAAAGUCGGAAACACAAGUUGAACCGCAUCUCUUAUGUACCGUUAAUCAAACACCGUUACUCUGCUACCGAGCCGAAAGAAGGUAGCCAGACGGGGGAGAAACAAGAAAAGAUGGCGAAAACGUACGACUAUCUGUUCAAAUUACUGCUUAUCGGAGACAGCGGUGUGGGAAAGACCUGUCUGCUGUUUCGAUUCAGCGAGGACGCCUUCAACACCACUUUUAUCUCCACCAUAGGAAUCGACUUCAAAAUCAGAACAAUUGAGCUGGAUGGGAAAAAGAUCAAGCUUCAAAUCUGGGAUACAGCGGGACAGGAGAGGUUCAGAACCAUCACCACUGCAUAUUACAGAGGAGCAAUGGGAAUUAUGCUGGUGUAUGAUAUCACAAAUGAGAAAUCAUUUGACAACAUCAAGAACUGGAUCAGGAACAUUGAGGAGCACGCGUCGUCAGAUGUGGAGCGAAUGAUAUUGGGUAACAAGUGUGACAUGAACGACAAGAGACAAGUUUCAAAAGAAAGAGGAGAGAAGCUAGCUAUUGAUUACGGAAUCAAGUUCUUGGAAACCAGUGCAAAAUCUAGCACAAAUGUUGAAGAGGCGUUUGUCACUCUUGCUAGAGACAUCAUGACGAGAUUAAACAGGAAAAUGAAUGAGAAUAACCCUUCAGGGGGAGGAGGAGGAGCAGUGAAAAUCACAGAGAGUCGAUCCAAGAAGCCAAGCUUCUUCCGCUGCGUUCUGCUCUAACCCAUCAACUCCCGCAGCCUCAGUGUGAAUGAUUUCAUUUCUCUAUGUGUGUGUGGUGUUUGUGUGAGCGUUUACAGUUCCACUGGACUUUCAGCUGUUAGCUGCUGCUGAGAGCUCUGGACUUCAGCCUGCCUCAUCCAUACAUACUGAAGGCUUGAAGACUGUGCUAGAUAAAGGACUGUUGAGCUGUUCCCAAAACAUUCCCUUUAAACCAAAAUAUUCAUAACCACCAGUUUAGUGUAGCCCGAUUUUAAUUUCUUUCAGUUAAUUACAUAUAGUCAGUUUAUAGUUCCAUUGAUUUCAAAGUGCUUUAUUCAGCUAGAAUUUAAUGAAGGAAAAUGCGUGAAGAGAUUAAAGAAAUCAAACUCCUGCUUUAAGGCAGGUUUUGGCAAUAAAGACCUAAAGUAGCGACUGAAGAACCUAAUGGGUUGACAGUUAAACGUUGGUCAAACUGAAGGACAUGCGAUAUAAAUAUAUAGUUUCUGUGGUUGUUAAACGUAUUUGUUUUGUUAUAUUUAAAGUCACUCCUUUUAUAUCUACUUAAAAGGAUAGUUCACCAGAAAUUGAAGGUUUACAUACCAUUUAAUCACUCCAAAGUGGUUACACACCUUUAUGAGUACUAUUUAUGAAUAUUCUGUAAACACAAGAGAAGAUAUUUUGAAGAAAGCUGAUAACAUUGAUUUCCACAGCAGGAGAAACAAAUCCAAUGGAAGUGAAUAGUUACAGGUUUCCAGCUUUCCAUCUUCUUUUGUGUUUAACAGAGGGAAGAAACUCAAACAGGUUUGGGACAUUUAAAUGAGCACAGAAUCUUCAGUUUUGAGUGAACUAUCUCUUUACUUUCAUUUUUAGUUACUGACCCAAAGCUGCAAUAAUUUGUGGAAAUCUAAAUUUCACAGGUUAUAAUCUUCCCCCUUUUAUGUUAUUACCUUUCAUUUUAAUGUAGACCAAAUCGGUUAUUGGUAUUAACAGUUAAAAAAAAAAAUCCUUUUCUUUGACUUUUGGUUGUUAUGUCAUAUACUGAGAGAGAAAAGAAUCAAGCUUGUUGAAGCAGCAGCCGGCUAGGCCCUGUAUAUUAGUAUAUACAGUAUUACAUUUACUAAUGGUAUUAUAUUUUUAUACUCUACCGACAUCUUUUACUUACCACUGCAUAAGCACCUAAAGCAUGUUAACCUGUGAGAUCGACUCAUUUGUUAAUACUUAUUUUUUUAACUCAUUUAAAUGUCGUCACAGUAUACUGUACAUUGUCUUUUUGUAAUACCCUCUUUUAUAAGACUCCUGUGAGUGUGAAGUCGUAUAGUGUUUACAAUACCACUGCAGCAUCUUUUGUUUUUGUUAUGCACUGAUGUCAUGCGUGUAAACCACUUCAUAAACCACUCAAAAAGUGGAAGAUUGUUCUAGCUUGAAUGAGAUUAUUAGGCCCAUAUGGAAUGAUUUUGGUAGGAGGAAAAAAAAACUUGCAAUUCUGCUGAAAGGAUUUCGAUUUUGUCAGAUUUGCCAACCAAAGCUAGAAGUUCUAGACUUUUUUUAUUGCCAGCUUUUUGCAUGGCAGAUAUUCCAGUUUUGUGUAAAUCUGCUUAUUGUUUUCUAUCUACAGAUUCCAUGUGGGCCUGUUAACUGUGUGUGUAGAAUUCAAACUGAAAUGCCGGGAUAUUUUAGAAGACUUAAUUUAAGUAAUUCAAUGAAUGAUUAAUUCUGCUAUUCUGUUCAAGGGUAUAUGAUUGCUUGAGUUCCAUUGGCAUUGUGCAUCUGAUUGAUCGAAUCCCUGCUCAGAGGUGUGCAAAUCCCACUUAAAUGGAUUGUUCACCAUAAAAUGUAAUUCUCUCAUCAUUUACUCACCAAACUGUUGUUCCAAAACCUGUAUGUCUGUGUUUUCAUUGUCCUUUUUUUGUCCAUUCUGUAGUCGUCAGUGGUACCAUAAACUGUUUGGUUAUCAGCAUUCUUCAAAAUAUCUUCUUUUGUGUUCUGCAGAAGAAGGAAAGUCAAACCGGUUUGAGUACAUGGAGGAAUAAAUGAUGACAGAAUAGAUUUUUUGGGUGAACCAUCCCUUUAAUGGCCUUGAAGUCAUGUUUGUUGAAUAUGCUUGCAGGCACAUUUGCAUAUUUUUCAAUGAAACAGUGACAGCACUCUCAUACUGAGCAUAAAGUCUUACUGACCAUUCGAUGCAAGCUUUUAUGUCUUAUUUUAUAAUGUCUUCCUUGAUUUUCUUGUCUGUUCGGUAAUAUGUCAAGAGUUAACUGAUUAUAUAAAAAAAUAAAAUAUCUUUUCUAAGUUA
Molecule: messenger RNA, 3047 nt
Organism: Danio aesculapii
Lineage: Eukaryota; Metazoa; Chordata; Actinopteri; Cypriniformes; Danionidae
Gene: rab8b
Product: RAB8B, member RAS oncogene family
Exons: 8
Coding region: 149-775 (208 amino acids)
Biological process (GO): protein secretion; protein localization to plasma membrane; Golgi vesicle fusion to target membrane
Cellular component (GO): endosome; synaptic vesicle; trans-Golgi network transport vesicle
Molecular function (GO): GTP binding; GTPase activity
Source: RefSeq, a predicted model, not a curated record